Molecule: messenger RNA, 980 nt
Organism: Didymella exigua CBS 183.55
Lineage: Eukaryota; Fungi; Ascomycota; Dothideomycetes; Pleosporales; Didymellaceae
Source: the annotation of a RefSeq genome assembly
GCACAUCCAAGACUAAAGAUUCGCAGACCUCGGCUUCCAAAAGUCCACAUCAAGCAAAGAGACAGUCACCUACCAAGAGACAUCCCAAAGCCGACAGCAGUAGCCCCAUCCUAGUCCUUCUCCAUGGAUACCCCAACAGCGCCUACCUCUGGUGGCACGUCAUUUCCCUCCUCUCUCCACAUCCCCUCUUUGUCCCCUCCCUCCCCGACUACGGCAACAGCGCUCCUGCAAGCAAAAACGACAAACUCAGCGUCGGUCUGCUCAUCAUCGAUGCACCCGGCGAGCUUCUCAACCCGCCUAACGACCACCAGAAAGAAGACGGCAGGCCCCAACCAGUAUUCCUGAUCGGUCAUGACCGCGGCGCACGCAUAGCGCACCACCUGCACAUGUCGUCCCCACACGCGCCGAUCAGCGGGUUCACGAUCACCGGCCUCGCGCUGCUGGACAUCGUCCCCACGCUCUCGCAGUGGGCGAUCGGCGACUCGGCGGCCGGCGCAACGGGCUGGUUCCACUGGUCGUUCCUCGCGAAUCCUUCGAUUGCAAUUCCAAUGACUAAGGCCUACGGCGGCGGGAAAUAGGCGGGCGGUAUGAUUACGGGAUGGGCGGGGAGCAACGAGACCGGGCGCGCGAAGAGGGCGGAGGGCGAGGCGUUGCAGGUUUACAGUGCAUUCUUCGAGAAAGAGGCUGUGGUCGAAGCGACGACCAUGGACUACAAGGCUGGAGCGAGUGCAGAUGUGGAGUUUGAGAAGAGGGCUGUCAAGGAGAAGCGGAUGAUUGAAGUGCCGCUGUUGCUAGUGUAUAGUGGCGGGCUCCUGCCGACGAGGGCGAAGGAACCGAUUCUCCAGGUUUGGAGUCAGCCGUGGAGCGCUGGGGCGCACUUGAUCACUGAAGUUCUGAUUGAUGGUGGCGUGGGCCAUUUCGUGACCGAGGAAGCGCCUGAAGAGACUUCGGAGGCGAUAGAGGAGUGGUUGAAGGCACUU